Molecule: messenger RNA, 1119 nt
Organism: Photinus pyralis (common eastern firefly)
Lineage: Eukaryota; Metazoa; Arthropoda; Insecta; Coleoptera; Lampyridae
Exons: 1
Coding region: 1-1119 (372 amino acids)
Biological process (GO): deoxyribonucleotide biosynthetic process
Cellular component (GO): cytosol
Molecular function (GO): ribonucleoside-diphosphate reductase activity, thioredoxin disulfide as acceptor
Source: RefSeq, a predicted model, not a curated record
AUGCUCUACGUUACGGCGAAAAUUCUAAAACAAGAUGACACUGCAUUGAGUACAGAAGAUGUUGUAGCACCUGCCAACAAUUGGUUACAUACGCUGUUCAGUCAAGUGGAAGUAUGUUUGAAUCAGAAAUUAGUGUCACCACCAAGUAAUACUUAUGCGUAUCGUGCAUACAUUGAAACACUGUUGAAUUAUGGGUCUGAAGCCAAAGCAACUCAUCUGGGGUGCUCGUUAUGGCAUAAUGAUACUCCGAAGCAAAUGGACGCAUUAACAACCGAUAACAAGGGUUUCACCACUCGUCAAAAUUCCACAAAACUAGGCAAAAUGGUGGAAAUGAUUGGACAUGUGCACGCGGAUUUAUUCAAUCAAGAAAAGUUCCUCAUAAAUGGUGUUGAAAUGAAAGUAAAGUUUGUUCGAACAAGAGACUCCUUCAGUUUAAUGGCCGCUUCUGGAUCAACAUACAAAGUGAAAAUUGUGGACGCCAGCUUGCUGGUUAGAAGAAUGAAAAUUAAUCCGGUAGUUCUUCUCGCCCACACAAAAGCAUUAGAAACCACUCCGGCAAAAUAUCCUAUUAGUCGAGCGGAUGUGAAAGUGCUGACCAUUCCCGCAGGCCUUCAACGCAAAUCAUUGGACAACGUGUUCCUUGGACAACUACCAAAACGUUGCAUAAUUGGUUUUGUUUCGAAUAAAGCGUUUAACGGUGAAUACGCCUCUAAUCCGUUCAACUUCCAUCAUUACAAGAUUAAUUACAUGUCUUUGUACAUUGAUGGUCAACAAAUUCCGUCAAAACCUUUACAACCAGAUUUCACUCAGGAAGGAUUAUACGUAAGGGCCUACCACACAUUAUUUUCUGGAAGUGGAAUACAUUUUUUGAACGAGGGAAAUAACGUAUCACGAUUGGAUUACCCGCACGGGUACUGUUUAAUGCCUUUCGAUUUAACGCCGGAUUUAUCCGCAAACGCCACAACUCAUUGGAACUUGGUGAAGAACGGUUCUCUCCGCAUCGAAGUUGGCUUUCAAGACGCAUUGACUGAGACAGUGAAUUGCCUCGUAUACGCUGAAUUCGACAAUGUGGUAGAGAUAGACAAACACCGAAAUGUCAUCGCAGACUUUAACAUUUAA